AUGAAGUGGUGCCCACUACAUAUACAACUGCUGCUGAUCAUCGGCGUUGCAUUCGCAGUGGAAGCAAUCGAAUUCGGUGGUUUAGGCGGCAUCAACGCGAUACAGCAGGUGCCGGUGGUGCAACAGGUGCCCAUUGUGCAGCAGGUGCCCGUCAUUCAGCAGCAGCCACAGAGCCUGGGACUGGGAGGUGCUGGACUGUUGGGUGGCGCAGCUGCUGGCGGCGGUGUGGGAGGCUUUGGUGGCUUCGGUGGUGGCUUUGGCAGCUAUCGUGAGAGUUAUCGCGUGCGAGGACGCGCCUUUGGCGGCGGCGGCUUUAAAGGCGGCUUCGGUGGCCUCAGCGGCGUUGGCGGCUUUGGAGCUGGCGGAUUUGGCGGCGGUCGCUUCCGGGCUCGCUAUGAUAAAAAAGUAAGCGGUGGCUUUGCUGGCAUCGGUGGAGCAGCUGGUGGUGGUGUGCUCGGAGCUGGCGGCGCUGGAUUGCUUGGUUAA
This is a messenger RNA of Drosophila nasuta, 486 nucleotides long. RefSeq lists its product as uncharacterized. The transcript has a single exon. Bases 1 to 486 code for a protein of 161 amino acids. The record is from RefSeq and is a predicted model, not a curated record. Lineage: Eukaryota; Metazoa; Arthropoda; Insecta; Diptera; Drosophilidae.